Messenger RNA from Penicillium brasilianum, 2686 nucleotides. The record is from the annotation of a GenBank genome assembly. Lineage: Eukaryota; Fungi; Ascomycota; Eurotiomycetes; Eurotiales; Aspergillaceae.
AUGCAUUGCACAAUGACGACGGUUGGGUUCCACCCUCUUGCAAAUCUUUAUCAAAUGUAUUGUACAUUGCGUCAGUGUUUCAGGAAGGACCCGCGGACAUGAGUGUAAGUAAAAAGAUUGGGCGGAACUAUUCACUUGGUGGAGCUGGCUGAACGUGGCCUCGACAACCAUGAUAGCCAGAGGUGGGUCGCGAGAGGCUUGCACCUGGAAAGGAUCUCAUUUGUGGAUCGAAUCCAGACAACCGCGAUCGCAAGAGACUUUCACCCAAUCUUUUGUUCCGGACAGCGCCUAUCACACGUAGCUUUCAGACUAUCCACCCAUAGCGUGGUGGAUAUUAAGCUUUCUUCUUUCAUAAUGCGGUUCGGGUACCUGGCUCGAUCUAUCAGGGGCAAUGGAUUUUUGCGGUGGGUUUUUUAGUUGGAAUUGCGAGAUCUCUGAGACAAGGGUCGUUUCAUAUAUGAUCAAUGUUGAUUGCGCACGUCUGAUUUCCUCGCACCUCAUCGCUGACAUACGAUGCGAUCGAGUUGUACCGUUAUGCGGGUCAUAGGCACCUGUCUCACGGUCGCUGUGCAUUUCGCGCAUGCAUUGUCGCCGCGCUCCGAGAUAUCUGAUUCGUACGAUUUCGUUAUCGUUGGUGGUGGUCAGGCUGGUCUCGUGGUAGGCGCUCGACUGUCGGAAAACUCGAAUUAUACUGUCCUUGUCCUCGAGUCGGGUGGCAACGGAGAUGAAUAUCGAGAACGUAUAGAUACUCCCGCAUAUUCCUACUUUGACUCGCUAUGGACGACACCUUUGAAUUGGGGAUUUUACACCGUUCCCCAGCCUAAUGCAAAUGAUCGUGAAAUUUACUGGCCUCGCGGCAAGGUUCUCGGAGGUAGUUCCGCCAUCAAUGGAUUGUAUAUGACCCGCCCGGGAGAAGUUGAGAUCAAUGCCUGGAAAGACAUGUUGGGAGACAUGGACGGGGCUGAUAAUUGGGGAUGGGAUUCCUUCUACGCCGCGAUGAAAAAAAGCGAAAACUUCACUGCCCCAUCCGAUAGCAUCGCGCAAGAGGCAAACAUCACAUGGAACACGGCACACCACGGCACACAAGGACCAAUUCACGCGUCAUAUCCUGGCUUCACGUUUUCUCAAGUUGGGCAGUGGGAGGAAUCAUUGGUGAACAUGAGUAUUGCGGCUUCUAGCGACAUGUACGGUGGUCAGCCAUGGGGCGCGGAAGUGUCUACCUCGUGCAUUAAUCCCACGAACUGGACGCGGUCCUAUAGUCGCACUGGAUAUCUCGACCCGCUUGCAGAUAAUGGCAACUAUGAUGUGCUUGCUAAUGCUCAUGUCACUCGCAUCAUUUUUGACAACUCGACUACUGGAAAUCUCACUGCCACCGCCGUCGAGUACACGACCAAUAACGGCACCACAAAACUCACCGUCAAAGUCAAUAAAGAAGUUAUCCUAACCGCCGGUACUAUCGGUAGUCCAGCUGUUUUGCUUCAUAGUGGCGUGGGUCCCAAGGACGUUUUGUCAAGCGCUGGUGUGGAUCUUCUUUCUGAGCUUCCUGGUGUCGGGCAGCACCUCCAAGAUCACCUCAGCGCAACUGUGACAUGGACCACAAAUGUGGACGGUGCAGGCUCAAUUUUCUACGACAAUGGCAGUGAACGGAGCAACCCACUUUUCCUGACCUACAUUGACGACGCCGUUGCAUAUGUGAACGCCACCGGGAUAUAUGGCAGUAAAGUCGAUGCAUUCAAGACAACCAUCCUCAGUCAAAUCGAUCAGUACAAACCGAAUACGACGUACGAUAACGGAGUUGUCGAGGGUUAUACGGCAAUUUGCAACACGACCGCAACUACCAUCUUCGAUAGCCCGAUCGGGCAGAUUGAACUUCUUUUCAUGAACAGCGAUAGCAACGGCGAUGUAGGCAUUACUGCUGCUCUCCAGCAUCCUUAUAGCCAUGGUCGCAUCUAUAUCAACUCCUCCGAUCCGAUGGACUACCCUGUCAUCGACCCGAAUUAUCUCUAUAAUCCGAUUGAUCAUGAGAUCCUACGCGAGGGACUGAAACUCGCACGUCAGUUAGGCGAGACUGCGCCAGUCAGCAGUACGCUCACCAAUGAAACAUCGCCUGGCUCGUCAGUUCAAACAGAUGAUGAAUGGCUAGAUUGGAUAAUCCAGUCUGCAGGCACGGAAUAUCACCCGUCGUCGUCUUGCGCGAUGCUUCCUCGCGGACAGGGUGGCGUAGUAGACGCGAAUCUUCGCGUCUAUGGCCUUGCGAAUGUCCGAGUCGCGGAUGCCAGUGUUCCUCCCAUUGCACUGUCCACGCAUUUGAUGGCUUCGACAUACGGAAUUGCUGAACAAGCGAGCAAUAUCAUUCGGAAGUAUUACGAUGGGGCCCAGGCGGUAGUGGCACCUUCGUUCAGCUCUACAUCCUCCAACACGACUACCACUGCUGUUGCCAGCAAGCAAACGAAUGGUAGCACUCAUAGUAGUGGAUACCCUCUCACAAUUCUUACUUGGAUAGCUUCUGUAUUGAGUCUUCUGUUUGUCGGUUAGAACUGAUCUUUCUGGGGCGUGGGAGGAACCUUGAACCCAUCAUGCAAGCGAUUGAACUUAGAAUGUUGUAAUUUACGACUUUACGCUGUGAUAGACUUGACAGAUAUGAAUUUAGACUGGAGAAUAAUGGCAAUAAUUAUAACAAACAUAA